AUGGGUAAGGCUGUUUUAACUUAGUUUGAACUCAACUGGAACUCAUAAAUUUAAUUUUUGACUACACAGUGGUGUAACUUAAUUGCCAUUAUACUUGCCAUCAGGUUUAGUUUUGCAGGCUCACAGAUUAACAAAAUUUAAAGCAGUUUAUUUUAGUAAGGAUUGGUUAAUCACUAUUUUAAUUUUAUGUUUUCCUUAACAAAUUCAAUUGAAGACUAAUAAACAUUCAGUAUUGAAUUCAGCUGAUUUAUUAAUGAUAAAGAAUCAAAGAAUGCAUAACAUAAAGAAGCAAACAAUUUAGUAUAGCAAUUAUACAGAGACCAAUAUAAAUAAUUGUAUAGAAUAUUAAUAAUUAAUUAGAAAUUUGCCUUUAGUCAGUAUUGUAUAGCCUUAAAAGUAUAAACUAGUUAACUUGACUUAAAACUGUUGUGUUGAUCAUAUUGUGUACACUUAGCUUAGCCCAAACUAAAAUACCAGUAUAUUUUUGGUGUUGUUCUGGGUCUUUAGCCAUGUUUGAUACAGAUGGCAAUGGUGUAAUUGAUUUCAACGAGUUUGCUGCAUUAUGGCAAUAUGUUUGUGACUGGCAAGAGACAUUCCGCAGUUUUGAUUUGGACAACUCUGGUACAAUUGACAGACAUGAAUUGAAAUCAGGUAUGCCUGUGUAAUGCACAGUCAAAAAUUUAGGAAUUUUUUAUCAUGCCAAAAUUGCACCGGUCAAGCAACAAUUAACACCCAACUGGAAAAUAUACACACUAUGCAGCUGUACCUGAAUAUAGGAUUUAUAAAUUAUAGCAACCAAACUAAGGGACUGGUCAUAAAGUAACUGCUAGGGUGGGCUGGAGGUAAAUCACAAAUUUUGCCAAUAAGUUUGGUGACCCAUCUUAGGAUGUAGAUAAAAAUUGCAAAGCCCAUCUAAUCUUACAAAAAAUGUUUCAUGACCCACCCAAUUUUUAUUGGAAAAAUACACUUUUAUAAUAAAAAAACUUGCAGGUAUACUAUGAACAUUAUUUGUAAAUAUACACGCACUGUAUUGACAUACAUAAUUCCACCAAGUUUGACCAACACAUUGAUACUGAGCUGCUCUCCAGUUGGUUGUAUUUGCUAUGAUUCGACCACUUGUUGUUGUUGUAUAAACAGAGUACUGGCUUCAAUAGCAUCAUUUGCAUUUGAUAAUUUGGAUAUAGUUUUGUUUACUUUUAUUAUUAUCUUUAUUUUUUGAAGUAGACAUGCAUGGGUUUUUGUUUGGUGCCCCAACCGUGGACAUACAAAAAAAACUGGCGGCCCAUCGAAACUGACCAAAGAUUUUCCAUGGCCCAUCCCAAAUCACUCCAGCCCACCCUAGCAGUUACUUUAUGACCGGUCCCUAAAGGCAACCAAAUUCACAUCUCAAUAUUUAACAAAAUCUGCAACCAUUGCGCACACAUACACACAUCUCUUCUCUGCAGAGCCUUUCCAUGGGGCGACCUUUCGGGCUGCAAGCAGGCUACCUCUUACCAUCUAUGAUAUUUUCGAAGAUAUCUAGAAGAUUUUCCCUUUGACAAGUAAAAUUGUCUGACAGAUCAUAUAAAGUUAUAAUUAAGAAGGACAUGUUACAUUGGGGUACAUUGCAGCUUAAUGGGUUGAUAAGGCCAAUGAAAAUUGAUAUCAUGUUUCUCGUCCCCGCCCGCAUGGGAUUUAUCUGCCGCACGAAAAUUUUUCAUUAUUCAUUAUUUUUGAAAAAUUAGGCUUAAAAAACACCAAAUUCAUCUCUAGAUCAAAGUCUUAUUGCUGCAUUCCGCAAGCGCAACUCAAAUUGUAUCUUUCUAAAGAUGUUACUCGCCAGAAUGCCUCUAUUUUUCAUGUCAGCCCUGGUAUGUGUAGAAAUAUACUGUAGUCUGUAGACUGUAGUGUAGGACGUAUUAAAUUAAAAUGAAUUAUACACCAAUUCUUAAUACUUCAGAUUUUUAUGGGGUUUUUUACUGGGUCAAGGAAAUUAUUGACAAGCAGAAUUCAAAUACAAAAAAAUAAUAAAAAAUGAAAAAAUUCCGCUCCAAAUUUUUGAAAAUUGUGGACGAGAAACACGAUAUCAAUUUUCAUUGGCCUAAACUUAUAUUCCAGUUCAACUACAGUUUUGUAAAAGUUACUGUAGUUUUAUUAAUCAAUUGAGCACCAAGUAAAAUAAUAAAAUAAGGUACAUUACACAGGAAAAAAAUUAAAUUUCCAUUAACGGAUUUUUGAAUGUAAAAACUGAACUUUGACCAUUAUUGGUUAUUAUAGAUGAUGUUUAAUAUUUACCAGGAAAAUAGCAUUAAUUGAUGGUAAUUGGUAAAUAUUAAACAUCGUGGUUUUUACCAAUUAAUUUACCGUAUGGGGAUUCUAUAAUAACCAAUAAUGGUAAGAGUCCAGUUUUUACAUUGAUAGCAUACAUGAUAAAUCUUUAAAAAACCAUUAAUGGAAAUUUAAAAUUUUCCCUGUAUAUAGGGCGCAAUGCAAAGUAUUGGUUAAUAAUUUUUUUCUGUAUUUUUACUAAGCACCACACAGAAAGAAAGUCCCCCCUAAAUAUAUCAUCAUAAGUUCUAAAUAAAUGUUUACGGAUAAUAGACAGAUCGCUUUUGCUGGUCCCAUGCACGCGAUGCUCAAUUGGGGCGAGGUCCCAGGCCACAUGAUUCUAGUUUUCUGAGGAGAUGAUGCCUUGACGUUAUCGAGAAAUGUGGUGGUUACACCAUUAAAUCAUUGAUGAAACAAUUUACUGUUAUACCUUGUGAAAUUUAAAUGAAGUCAUUCUUGUUAAUUUUGAAAUUGGGUAUUUUUGUAUUCAAUGGAGGCUAAGUCAUUCUUUAAAACACGAAUGGCCCCAUUCUUCACGUAGCAUUAAGCAAACUACCAUAGGUCUAAUUAGUGUUGAGGUAUGAUUAUCAGGUAAUCAUUGAUUUAGAACUUACGAUUAUAUAUUUAGGGAAAGAUUUUUCUGUGUUGGUGUAAUGUACUCAGGUGAAUAUGAUGCUUUUGAUGUUACUGAGUGUAUAUCCACACCGGGCAAGCUUGAAUAAUAUGCUUGGCCACGGUGGGAAUCGAACCUACGACCUUUGGAAUACUAGCCCAAUGCUCUGCCAACUGAGCUACUGUACGCGGUCAGGCAUAUUUUUCAAGCUUGCCCGGUGUGGAUGUACACACUCAGAGUAACAUCACAAGCAUCAUAUUUAGGGAACUUUCUUUUUGUACUCUACAAAAUGUUUUAAAUAAAACACCGCAUCGAAAUUUCUAUUCAUUCAUUUCCAAUUAGGAUUCAACCUGUCAGAGAGAUUUUACGGCAUUUUAAUAACAAAAUUUGAUCGCAGUGGUCGUGGUGAUAUUCGUUUUGAUGACUUCAUCCAGUGUUGUGUUGUCUUACAG
Messenger RNA from Paramuricea clavata, 3372 nucleotides. The record is from the annotation of a GenBank genome assembly. NCBI's taxonomy places the organism in Eukaryota, Metazoa, Cnidaria, Anthozoa, Malacalcyonacea, Plexauridae.